AUUGAAUUAGGUUAAUAAUAAUAGACUAAAUCUAUGACACAAAAAAUGACAAAUUUCAUCGUCCAUGACAAGAAGAAUUACAAUAAAGUAAAUAGUAAAAAGAAUAAGAAAAAGAGCAGAGGAUUGAAAAGUAAGUAUCAAUGUCCCCUCCAUCUCUUGACCAGUUCCUCAACAACUCUGCAAUUUACAGUAGUACAAGACAAAGUAUAAGGAAACCUCAAAGCAUGUCUGGUUUCUGGAACAGAUUGAUAAUUAAAAACAACUGGAGCUGAAAUGGUGUUAAGCAGAAAUGGCAGAAGGAAAAGAAUGAACCCAAACCAAGGUGUUUUGUUUGGGUCCCACCUUCAAAUCUGUGACAAAGACGGCAGUUUCGUUGCUUCAUCUUCCCCCUUUUUCUUAUUUAUUUAUUUAAAUCUCUCUUCCUAUUGAUUUUUUUGUUUUUGUUUUUGUAAUAUUAUAAUAAUAAUAUAGUAGAAAAGAUGGGAGCUUUGUUUGUAUUAUGGCCGUUUGUGAGUUUCUCUCCUCUCAAAGCCAAAAACAAAGUCUUCUCUUUCACACCUUUCAAUCUCAGAAAAUAGAAAAAGUAAAACGUGGGGAGAAGAAUUUAGGGUUUUGACAACACCAAGUCCAACAAGGUCUGUUUUUUUUUUCCUUUCUUUUUUUGGGGGCACUUUUUCCCUUUAUUUUUCUCUUAAUGAGAGUGUUGUUUCUGCUUUGAUCCUUGUUGAGUCUCUGGGUGAUCUGGAAGUUGAAUUUUCGCUGAUUGGUCUUUCUUUUCUUUAACCUUUUUGGUUUAAAGAUCUAAUGUUUUAGUGAACUUUGUUGAUUUUUUUUUUUUUUUGGUUUAGCUAAUCUGGGUUUGCAGAAUUGGUGGUAAUAUGGAGGAGGUUGAGGAAGCUAACAAGGCAGCAGUGCAGAGUUGCCAUAGAGUAUUGAGUCUUUUGUCCCAGCCUCAAGAUCAAGUUCACUACAGGAAUUUAAUGGCUGAAACAGGGGAGGCUGUUUUUAAGUUCAAGAGAGUAGUUUCUCUUUUAAACUCUAGUUUGGGACAUGCAAGAGUGAGGAAACUGAGGAAAUUACAAACCCCUUUUCCUCAAAGCAUCUUUUUGGAUAAUCAACUCCAUAACCCAACAGAUUAUCCAUCCAAGGAUUUGCAGCUCGGUUACCCUCAAGAACUUAGUUCACAUGCUAAGAGCUCUCUCUAUUUGGGAGCCCCAUGUUUGGAACUGAGUUCGAAUGGUAAAAACCCUCUUCCACUCGCCCAACAGCCACCUCCUCCUGCCCACUAUCAUUUCCUCCACCAACAAAGGCUACAGCUCCAACAGCAUCAAGCUGAAAUGUUGUCUAGGAAGAGUAAUAGUGGGAUUAACUUCAACUUUGAUAGCUCUAGCUGCACACCUACCAUGUCAUCAACUAGGUCUUUCAUUUCUUCUCUGAGUAUAGAUGGUAGUGUAGCUAACAUGGAUAGUGGGAAUGCCUUCCAUUUAAUCGGCGCACCUCGAUCCUCGGAUCAGGUUUCCCAACACAAAAAGAAGUGUUCUGGUAAGGGAGAAGAUGGGAGUGUCAAAUGUGGAAGUAGUGGGAAAUGCCACUGCUCAAAAAAGAGGAAACAUAGGGUAAAGAGAUCAAUCAAGGUUCCUGCUAUCAGUAACAAGCUUGCUGAUAUUCCUCCUGAUGAUUAUUCAUGGAGGAAAUAUGGGCAGAAGCCAAUCAAGGGUUCUCCUCAUCCCAGGGGAUAUUAUAAAUGUAGCAGUAUGAGAGGUUGCCCUGCGAGGAAACAUGUGGAGAGGUGCUUGGAAGAGCCGGCUAUGCUUAUUGUUACGUAUGAAAGUGAGCACAACCAUCCAAAGUUACCGUCACAAGCAACGACAUAAUCUCAGUGGAAACAUUGCUAAAGAAUUCGUCAAGUCUUUCAAUGUUCAAUCUGGUCAUGUACAUAUUUUGCAUGGUUCAAGCAUGGGAUAAAUAGGAUCAGUUUCUUUCUUCUUUUCUCCCUUCUUUUUGAGGGGCUUUGGAAGGUUGGCUUUCCAAGCCUUUUCUAAAAAUUCGGCAGCCGACAUUAAAAGCCUAGUGCUGGACCAAGAUGCUGUAAUUGGUAUACAUUUUAAUUUUUUAUGAACAAAAGGGGUUGUGGGGCUGCCUUUCUUUUGUGUGCAACAUGGCAUGAGAUGGAAGUUUGGCUGCUGCUUGCAUGUCUACGCGUGAAUACGUUUGGAACCAAACCAAAAUUGUCGAAAAUUUGUCCAAGCUACCAAGUCUUGGUCAUAAUUUUUCAAGUUUCUUUUCACUUUUCGGGUUAUAUGUGUCAUCUCCUCUGAACUUUAAAGGCCAACAAAGGAUUUGCAGUCUUGUACAUACAGCUGGAAACUUCUGAAUAAUGACAUAACUAGGGUAUACCUACCAAACCGAUUGCGUUCAAA
Gossypium arboreum is the source of this 2420-nucleotide messenger RNA. RefSeq names its product probable WRKY transcription factor 21. NCBI's taxonomy places the organism in Eukaryota, Viridiplantae, Streptophyta, Magnoliopsida, Malvales, Malvaceae. The record is from RefSeq and is a predicted model, not a curated record. The transcript is spliced from 3 exons. Gene Ontology annotation, molecular function: DNA-binding transcription factor activity; sequence-specific DNA binding. Gene Ontology annotation, biological process: regulation of DNA-templated transcription. The coding region runs from base 879 to 1874 and encodes 331 amino acids.